Molecule: messenger RNA, 4412 nt
Organism: Frieseomelitta varia
Lineage: Eukaryota; Metazoa; Arthropoda; Insecta; Hymenoptera; Apidae
Product: protein Wnt-6-like
Exons: 5
Coding region: 2972-4042 (356 amino acids)
Biological process (GO): cell fate commitment; neuron differentiation; canonical Wnt signaling pathway
Cellular component (GO): extracellular region
Molecular function (GO): frizzled binding; cytokine activity
Source: RefSeq, a predicted model, not a curated record
UUCGACGCGCUUCGACCCCGUUGAAAAUCUGGGGAUAACGAGCGUUUCGCAGUUUCGACAAACAGAGUCACGUAUGCGUUUACGUCAGAGGGAACGGGCAGUACGAAACGGUUCUCGUCGCUUCCGCGAACUAACGGAGAACGGUCGUAGCAUCGAGACCGAUCGCUCGCGCAUUUGCUCGGUCAACGAAGCAGUUGACCCGUCGCUAGAGAUACACGAAGAGAACGAAUCCAUCAAUUAGGUCAGCCGUUCUCCGUGCUCUCGCCGCCAGACGCGAAUGGAGAAAGAGAAGGGAGCAAGGAGAGGAACGAAAGUACGGCUGGUAUCUUGUCUCGGUGCCACGCGAGAGCGACACUUUCGGUUUCACCUGAAUUUUUUGAAAUUGAACGUUCUCUCGAACGCUACUUCAGAAAAUGGAGCUAAGCUGGAUGGUGUCAGAACUACGCAUACGUGUUUCGUCUCUACACCGGAUGAUUACUUGAUAGGUAACUCCUUGAAACAUAUUUUUAUUACAAUUCAAAAAAAAAAAAAAGAAAAGAAAAAGAAAAGAAAAAAGACAAAAUGGAGAGAAUUCGUUCGAAACGAAAAGAAUACGUAGCAGAUCAAAUGCUGACAGUUUAAACCCCUUGUAAUCCUGUAACGCGGAACAAGGGGGAAAAUGGUAGUCACAGUCGGACUCUCGAGUGAAAGAAAAAGGUUCACGCGAUGCUGAGAGUGAAAGAACAGGGCCAAGAGAGAGCAGAUUGGUACCAAGCUGUUUAGAACGAUCUCUCUUAAUCGGAUAGCCAAGUUUAUCUCGAACUCCGAAAGAAAACGACCAAGAUACCAUUGUGAUCGACGUUCGUCUUCGUGUAAGCCAGAUAUUCCAUCCGGGUCUGCGUCUUUGUUGCGGGUCAGUUCGCGAAAGAAAAUAAUGGUCUUGAGAAGGAUUUGCUCGAUCGCGCGUGUCGGGCUGCUCGUUACUCGUGUCGGGGACGAGGACGAGCCUCGAGUCUUGAAAUCUGGUCGAUCGUAUUUUCGCGGGAGCCGGAAAUCAGAAACGGAAUGGAAACGAGAGGGUCGAAAGGUAGCAGCGCGCGGUUGGGAGCUUGUGGUCCUCCCUCCGUGGGAUCCCAAAGCCGGCAGGUUGCGAGGAGGCACAGAGGAGACGAGGUGGUUCGUAGGAGAGUUAAAAGAGGAAAAGAGGGGCUCGGUUGCGUCUCGUUGCCGCCGAGCGGCGCUCACCUGCCUAGUCCGCAACAGUCUCGUACGGUUCGCUCUGGCCAGGAGCUUCGUCUCCGAUCACGGACCAGCGAUUCUCCUCUCCUCUCCCCUACCAUCGACCACUUUCCACCUCCGCACGAUCGCGCUGCACCACGUGAGCUUUUCGAUCUUCUUCCUACCCUCCGCUACAUUUUUUCUCCGACUUUCUCGCUCCCUCGUUCAUACCCCCCCCCCCAUUCCUCCCCUUCUUUUCUAAUCUUUUCAUCUUAUCUCGUCUUCGACACCGUCGCGCGUUUCCCGCACUGUCCGGAAAAUUCAAGAUUUGUCGGAUCUCUACCAGAGGGAUGUCCUCUCGACGGCGGAUUCACAAUUUCGGUCACGAAACCGUCGACACCGAGGAUACCGCGGCGAUGGUGACAUCGACGUUGGUGGUGUAGUGAAGGUGGUAACGGUGGUGUGUCGGAGGCCGACAAGCCGAAAGAGGAAACGAGGCGGCGGCGGAGGAGGAGGAGGAGGAAGAAAAGAAGCUAAACUAAAAGAGGAAGAGGAGAAGGAAGAAGAAGAAGAAGAGGAGAAAGAAGCAGAUGAAGGUGAAUGGUGGGGCUGUCUUCUCUACUCCUUGGUACAUUUCUGGUGGGGGUAAGGCAACACUCAAAGUUCGUGGUGACGUAGUUGUGGCAGGAACGCGACGCGUUUUUGUCCCCGCCGGAAGGAAAUAACAGCUUCCUAGAUUCUUAGAUCGUCUCUCGUCGUUGGUGUUUGCGUCGAGUCGAGCAUCGCGUGUAAAAGGGAGCGCGAGAACCGGGGGGGAAAGGACCGAGAAAAGAUAGGCGAAGAGACGGAGAUCAAGAGAGGUGGGAUCAAGAGAGAGGAGGUGAAUGAAAGAAGAGCAAGAAGCGAAGUAACGGAAAAGGGUGGGGAGGGGUAUCUAGUUCAGCAGACCGGAAGCGGAGGGUUUCUCUGUCUUCCGGGAAUUUGUCAGCCGUGACAAGGACCAUUUGCGAUUCCAAAAGAUUACGCGUUGGCCGAGUCAAAGCAAACGAGAAAAUUUGCUUGUUUUUUCACGGGUUGCAGCAGUGGCCUCCGGAAGGAGAGAUCAUGAGGAUUUCGCGUGGUCAAUAUUUGUAUCCAUUCGCGUGUUUCAAAGAGGCUCUUUCGCUUUGAUCGUUGAACUUUCGAAGCUGGAGAAGAAGGAAGCGGAGGAACGGCCGAAGGAGGAAGAGGAAGAAGAGGGCUGCAACGACGCCGAGGAAGAAGACGAAGAAGAAGUACAAGAAGAAGAAGAAGAAGAAGAAGAAGAAGAAGAAGAAGAAGAAGAAGAAGAAGAAGAAGAAGAAAACGAUCGUGCGUCCGGUGAAGUGUCGGCAGAAGCGAAGACCAGAUACGAGAAAGUAGUCGAGAGUGGACGGCCGAGGAGAUCGGGUGCUCGAUAAAGAAUUUCACCUUCGAGAUCGAGAAAAAGGAUCCUCGAGUACCUUUCAAGAGGUGGGCACGUGUGAUCCGAGACGCGUUACCGGGCUACCACCCGACACGUCACGCGCAAAAGUCGUCCAAUUUUUACGCCGGUUUCGUAGGUCAGGAAUCUGGUGGCGCUACGCUGCGCAAGAGACACGAUCGGCAUCGAUUUUCGUUCUUCUUCGUCCCUUCGAGUCGAGAACCCGGUCUCGAGAUCCCGGUCGUUUCCGUCGUGUCCAGCUGAACCACAGGAGGCAGACAAGGGAAAAAACAAUCGGCACUUGUCGAAGCUGCACGCCGAGGGGCGGAGGGGAUGGAGAUGCGCCUCGUUCUCGUGGCGAUCUGCCUCCUUCUCGUUACCCCCAUCGCCGGCUCGUUCUGGACCGUUGGAAAUCAGGUGGUGAUGGACCCGAUGCUCAUCUGCAAGAAGACUAGAAGACUGAAGGGCAAGAUGGCGGACAUCUGUCGGAAGGAACCCUCGUUGCUGAAGGAGAUCGCGAAGGGCGUCCAAGUCGGAACCAAAGAGUGUCAGUACCAGUUUCGUAAUCGCAGAUGGAACUGCACCACCAUGAGAAGAUCGCUGCGAAAAAUUUUGCUACGUGAUACCAGGGAGACGGGCUUCGUGAACGCCAUCACCGCGGCCGGUGUGACUUACGCAGUGACGAGAGCCUGCACCAUGGGACAUCUCGUCGAAUGCUCGUGCGACAAGAUGACGUCGAAAGGCAAUCGGCUGGACAAGCUGACCCGUACUGUCGAGAUGGAGAAGAGCCUGCCGAACGAGGGUGACUGGGAGUGGGGCGGUUGCGGCGACAACGUGAAGUUCGGAUUCAAGAAGUCGCGGGACUUCAUGGACGCCCCUUAUCGCAAGCGCAGUGACAUCAAGACGCUGGUGAAGCUGCACAACAACAACGCCGGUCGAUUGGCCAUCAGGGACUAUAUGAGCACGGAGUGCAAGUGCCACGGGCUCUCGGGCUCGUGCACGGUCCGUACCUGCUGGCGGAAAAUGCCGGCGUUUCGCGACGUCGGGAACAGGCUGAAAGAGUCGUUCGACGGCGCGGCGAAGGUGAUACCGAGCAACGACGGGCACAGCUUCAUCACGGAGGGGCCGACGAUCAAGCCGCCGGACAGAUUCGAUCUGAUUUACAGCGAGGACUCACCGGACUUUUGCAAGCCGAACAGAAAAACGGGCUCGCUGGGCACGCAGGGACGACGUUGCAACUCCACCAGCCAGGGUGUCGACGGAUGCGAGCUGCUCUGCUGCGGCCGAGGCUACGACACCAGGGUCGUCAAGGAGAAGAUCAGCUGCGAAUGUAGGUUCCGAUGGUGCUGCGAGGUCACUUGCAACACCUGCCUGGUUAAGAAAACGGUCAACACUUGUCGCUAACGCGAGCCGGCUGUCCGCCGACAGUAUUUCGAAUAGACGUUUGUAAUAUACGUUUGUCGCGCCGUCGGAUUGUUCGGGCGCGAGGGUUCCAGUCACGAAGAAUUAGUCGUAAAUAUGUCUUUCGAAGCUUUCCAAGUAUCUCCCUAGCUGUUCGUUCCCGAGCGUUCUCGCGUCGCUUUUCUCGCUUGUGUCCGCCACCUUUCAAUCUCUCCCAUUCCCUGUUCUUUCUUCUUUUUUCUUUUUUCUUUUUUUUUUGUCUCCUUGCGCUUACGCGUUCUCCGCAUCUUCUGUACAUAAUGAGACUGAACGAAGGGCGAAGAGUUUAUAGUGCAGCGUGAAAUGCGAAUAAAAACGUGUAUCCCCGACCGAA